UUGUAAUAAGAUAGCGCGAACAACAACACCCCACGAAUAGUAAAGAGAGAAAUAUCAGUAGCUGGCUGCGUUGUGUCGUCUUCUUCUCUCCACCAAUAUAUGGAUCUUCAACGAAGCCUCCUCCUCAAUUUCACGUAUUUCCCGCAAGAUAAGAGCAUGGAUGAGUCGCUGCUGCUAACGAUGGAGCUUGAAGACACGCGCCUUCAAGCCCAGGAGGAGCUCAAAACCAGAGACCAACAAAUCUCCCAACUCAAAGAAUUGCUAUCCGCCGCCAUCAGAGACCGCGACGAAGCUCACGACAAAUGCCAGAAGCUAAUGCUCCUCCUCCAACGCCAGUCCACCACGCCGCAUUCCAGCAUCGAGGACCGCAAUUCCGACUGCGACGAGAGCAUUGUCUCCUCGCCGCCGCCGGAGCAGGACCUCGCCAUUCUCAUAGACCACCGCCCCCUGCCGGAGAAGGGAAAGUUCCUGCAGGCCGUCAUGAAAGCGGGCCCUCUGCUGCAGACGCUCCUCCUCGCCGGCCCUCUGCCCCAGUGGCGCCACCCUCCGCCGCCGCUCGACUCCUACCAGAUCCCGCCGCCGCCCCUCUCCGCCAUCAACCGGAAAAGAGGCGCCUCGGAGAUGGAGAUUGAGAUGGAGAUGGAGAUGGAGAUGUCGCAUGACAACGCCCUCAAGUAUGAAAGAAUUAUGCUCCAAUGACAACCCUAAUUAUUGCCACAAAAAGGAAAUUUGCCGAUUUCUAAAAUUUUCUUGAAUUAUUAUUAGUAUGAUUGAAGAUUCAAGAUUAGGAAGGUGGGAAAUGCAGGUGGAAAUGAGUGAAAUUUUGUACAGUAGUUUGGUUGAGAGUUGAGAUGGGUGAAUGGUUAGACAGUCGUUUUCCGUGUCUUACUCCUUUUCUCCAAAACCCUCAACGGAUUUGUGACAUGCAUUCUCA
Molecule: messenger RNA, 934 nt
Organism: Salvia splendens (bonfire salvia)
Lineage: Eukaryota; Viridiplantae; Streptophyta; Magnoliopsida; Lamiales; Lamiaceae
Exons: 2
Coding region: 100-699 (199 amino acids)
Source: RefSeq, a predicted model, not a curated record